AAGCCGUGUUGCAGACAGAAUGCGGUGUGGGUUCCGGGCUCACGUUCUACUCCAGGAGCUCACACAAUGGAGCAGGAAGCAGACUUCCAGCUUUUCACAGACAUUCACAGGGUAGCGUUGGAAACCUCGGGAGUGCCACCGCUUUACUGGAAGAGUUUGCAUCAUAAACUCGCACAUGAGGUGUUCGAUGCAGGUGAGGUAUUUGGGAUCAUGCAAGUGGAAGAUGAUGAGGUUGAUGAAGAUGCAGAAGAGAAAAAGAUAAUACUUAACCCUGGCACACCACCUGUUUACAAAGUCAUUAUCACCAAAGAAGAUGGUCUUCAGGCUUCAGACAUUAAUAGCAUUUUCUUAGUUGAUCACGCCUGGACAUACCGAGUGGACCAAGCUCGUCAGCAGCUAUGGGAGGUCCCUGGCUUACUCCACCGAAUGGCCAAUCUUGCUGGGGUGGAAUUCCAUGGUGAGGUUCCUGAUGAUGAUGUUAUUGAUGAUGUGAUGGCAGAGAUGUGGAGGUUCAGCCACACGUACCAGCUGACCCAGGGGUCAGCUGAAGAACAAGUGCCAAUUUGGUAUGUUAUGGAUGAGUUUGGAUCGCAAAUCCAGCAUUCGGAUGAACCAACUUUUCGAACUGUCCCAUUCUUUUAUGGGCCAGGACAGACUGCCUUCAGUUUGUUGUGGCCACUGAGAGAUCUUGAUCAUGGUGAAGAGGUAACAUGGGAUCAUGCAUAUGGUGAACUAAAUCAACUCAUUAGGAAAUGCAGGCUAUUGCCUUGGGAACCAGCUGAUUUGAGGGAGGUUAAUACAAAUAUCAGUGAACCUCCAGAUGACUAUUACAAGGCUAUUUUAGCUGACAAUAAAGAAGUUUUACCACUUCCAAUAGAAACACCAGUUUAUCAGAAAGAUAAAAUUUUCAAGGUGUAUACAGAAUUUAAACAAGUUCUGGAGAACCUGAAUUCCCCGCACUUUGUGUUUACAGAAAAUGAAAAGGAGGCAGAUAUUCUUUACUUGUACCACCAUUUCAAAGACUACAGGACUAUGAGUGAGCAAAGGCCCCACGUCAUGGUGAAUCAGUUUCCUUGUGAAAAUUUGCUGACGGUGAAGGAUUGCUUGGCUGCUGUGGCGAGGCGAGCUGGAGGAGUGAAUGGUCCAAGGUGGUUGCCCCUUACCUAUAAUCUUAGCACAGAGCUACCACAAUUUAUUAGCUGUUAUCAACAACGGGAAGACAGGGGAGAGGAUAAUCACUGGAUCUGCAAGCCCUGGAACCUUGCUCGAGGUCUAGAUACACACAUUACCAACAACCUCAACUACAUCAUUCGUCAAAGAGAGAGUACACCAAAGGUGGUGUGCAAGUACAUUGAGAAUCCAGUGCUGUUUGACAGAGAAGAUGUAGAAGGCUUGGUUAAAUUUGACAUUCGAUACAUUGUUCUACUUCGUUCUGUCCAGCCAUUGCGGCUAUAUGCAUACAAUGUUUUCUGGCUCCGUUUUUCCAACAGGCCCUUCUCACUGGAUCAUUUUGAUGAUUAUCAGAAGCACUUUACAGUGAUGAACUAUGUUGAGGAAACCCGACUUAAGCAGGUCCACUACAAUGAGUUUAUUCCAAUGUUUGAAAAGCAAUACUCCAAGUAUCCUUGGAAGAAAACAGAGGAGGAAAUACAUAAAUCAUUUGUUGAACUGUUUCAAGUGGCUACAGCUAAACCUGCCCCCUUUGGUAUCUGCAAUUAUCCAUCGUCCCGAGCAAUAUAUGCUAUUGAUCUGAUGUUGAAAUGGGACACAGACAGCGAUGGAAAAUCGAUCAUGCAGCCUCAAAUUUUGGAAGUGAAUUUUAACCCAGAUUGUGCCAGAGCCUGCAAAUAUCACCCAAGCUUCUUUAAUGACAUUUUCAACGUACUUGUCUUGGAUGAAGUAGCUGGUUGCCCUGUCACUUGUUUAAGCUAAUGCUAAGGAAUCUCAUCUGUAAUUGUUUGGAUUAUUUGCAAAAGUUGUUAGAAAUCUUGCAGGUGGAGGAAGAUGGAUAAAUCAGUUAGCAAAUGUUGAAUGACUUCAGACAUUAAUUUCUCACAGCUCUGUAUGUUCUUAAAGAAAUUCUGAAUAUUACAGUCCUUUUGAGCAUUUUUGAAA
Carcharodon carcharias (great white shark) is the source of this 2115-nucleotide messenger RNA. RefSeq names its product tubulin tyrosine ligase-like family, member 12 (gene ttll12). Lineage: Eukaryota; Metazoa; Chordata; Chondrichthyes; Lamniformes; Lamnidae. The coding region runs from base 67 to 1932 and encodes 621 amino acids. The record is from RefSeq and is a predicted model, not a curated record. The transcript is spliced from 14 exons. Gene Ontology annotation, biological process: protein modification process.